Messenger RNA from Linum tenue, 475 nucleotides. The record is from the annotation of a GenBank genome assembly. NCBI's taxonomy places the organism in Eukaryota, Viridiplantae, Streptophyta, Magnoliopsida, Malpighiales, Linaceae.
AAGGAAAAGGAAGAUAUACAGAGAAGGAAACAGCUUGAAAGGGCAGAAAGAAACAGGCUAGCGGCAUUGAAGAAGUUGCAAGCUAAGGCUGCCAAGCAAGCAUCAAGUCAAGUGAUGGCAGAUGGAAGUUCCCAAAGGCCAGCAAGUCAAGUGUCCCAGCAACCAAGCCAAGACUCACAUAGGAGCAAUCUAUGAAGAGUAGGGUGUAGAAUUUUGAAGCCAUUCAUGUCUAUUGUAGUGCUUGGUUAGGAGGACAAGCAGAAUGGCUGUUUUGUUGACUAUUUUGAAGUCAUUCAUGUAUAUUGUAGUGCUUGGUUAGGACAAGCAGAAUGGCUGUCUUGUAAUCGUAUGUUGAACAAAUUGUUGAACUUUAGGGGGACCAGCAAUGGUAGUUAAUGGCUGCUGUAAAACAGUUCCAGGUGUUCAGCAAAGUUUUUGGCUUUUGGUUAAAUUCAUGUUCAGCAGGUUAUGGUUG